Molecule: messenger RNA, 2832 nt
Organism: Alosa sapidissima (American shad)
Lineage: Eukaryota; Metazoa; Chordata; Actinopteri; Clupeiformes; Clupeidae
Product: tyrosine-protein kinase receptor UFO
Exons: 13
Coding region: 44-1897 (617 amino acids)
Biological process (GO): cell migration; protein phosphorylation; multicellular organism development
Cellular component (GO): signaling receptor complex
Molecular function (GO): ATP binding; transmembrane receptor protein tyrosine kinase activity; protein binding
Source: RefSeq, a predicted model, not a curated record
UUUUGUAGUGCCAUCCGGAUCUCCAGUGAAUGUCACUGCUGGGAUGAACGGCUCUUCUGUGAUUCUGAAGUGGGCGGAGCCUGAGGGUCCCAUCAACGGACACCUGCUGGGUUAUCGGAUGGAGUACAGAACCCCCAACAGCACCUGGGAGCUGCAUGACUCAGGAUUGGACACGGAGCUGUCCGUCAACCUGACUGAGACCCUAUCCAACAUCUCCUUCCGUGUGUGUGCGUACACAGGGGCGGGCCAGGGACCCUGGAGUCCCGUUCAGACGCUGGCUCUCAUCAAACCAGAAGCUGAAGGCCUACAAUCCAGAGACCGGGCACCGCCAGCCUUCUCCUGGCACUGGUGGUACGUCGUCAUGGCAAUAGCGGUUGCUGUGGCGCUGGCUGUGCUGAUGGCCAUCUACGUGGCCCGACUCAGACGAAAGGAGACACGCUUUGGCGAGGCGUUUGAGCCCAUGAUGGAGAGUGGAGAGCUUGUAGUGAGAUACCGCGCUCGACGGACCUAUAGCCGCCGGACCACUGAAGCCACUCUGAACACGCUGGGCAUCAGUGAUGAGCUGAAACAGAAGCUACAGGACGUGAUGGUGGACAGACAUAAGCUGACCCUGGGGAAGACACUGGGAGAGGGUGAGUUUGGCUCGGUCAUGGAGGGGCUGCUAACCCAGGAGGACUCAGUGCUGAAAGUGGCCGUCAAGACCAUGAAAAUUGCUAUCUGCACGCGUACGGAGAUGGAGGACUUCCUGCGUGAAGCGGCCUGCAUGAAGGAGUUCGACCACCAUAAUGUCAUGAGGCUCCUAGGUGUUUGUCUGCAGACGGUCGAGAGUGAGGGUUAUCCCUCACCUGUGGUUAUCCUACCUUAUAUGAAGCAUGGGGAUCUCCACAGCUAUCUGCUCUACUCCAGGCUCGGAGACUGCCCUGUGUAUCUUCCAUCCCAGAUGUUGGUGAAAUUUAUGACAGACAUCGCCAGGGGAAUGGAGUAUUUGAGCAGCAAGAAUUUCAUUCACAGAGACCUGGCUGCUCGCAACUGCAUGUUGAAUGAGAACAUGAAUGUGUGUGUGGCGGACUUCGGCCUGUCUAAGAAGAUAUACAACGGUGACUACUACAGACAAGGACGCAUCUCCAAAAUGCCCGUCAAAUGGAUCGCCAUAGAGAGCCUGGCAGACCGAGUCUACACCACCAAGAGUGAUGUGUGGUCAUUUGGAGUGACCAUGUGGGAGAUCGCCACGCGUGGCCAGACGCCGUACCCUGGCGUGGAGAACAGUGAGAUCUACGACUACCUGCGGCAGGGCAACCGCCUCAAGCAGCCCCCAGACUGCCUGGACAGCAUUUACUCCCUCAUGUUCUCCUGCUGGUUCCUGAGCCCUAAGGACCGGCCCAGUUUUGAGGUUCUGUGCUGUGAGCUGGAGAAGGUUCUGGAGGAGCUGCCUGACCCGCAGGACCCCGACGAGAUCCUCUACGUCAACAUGGAGGAGUCGUCUGGCGAGAUGGGCGCCGUGGGCGGCCGCGACCCCAGCUGCCCGCUGGGCGGCAUCAUGAGUGGCCUGUCGGGCCUGUCCCUGCCCAUGAUGUCACCCACGAAGGACUCGGUGGCCACAGUGGACGUGCACGCCCCUCACCAGCCCAACCGCUACGUGCUGUGCCCGCAACACGAGGCGCCGUCGCAGCCACGGCACCUACUGACCGCCACCGACUCGCUGGAGUCGCUGCAGCUGCCCGCUCUCGCCGGACCCCCCUCCUCCGCCACCUGCUCGUCCUCCGCCUCGCCCACCCCCACCUUGCGGCUGCAGCCAUCCGAGCGCUCCAGCCCCGUGCCCCCUCUGGACCUGGACGACGAUGACCACAGCACCGGGCACAUGGGGCCCGCUGCAGUCCGGAGAGUGCCGUGGCAGUGACCUCUGACCUCUGCAGAAACAUUCUAUAGUAUUUUUCAACAGUCCCCCCUUCACUUUAGUAAUUCCCCCAACCAAGCACAGGCAGCCACUUGCUUAGCACAAGGAUAUGAUUUGGACUCCAGAAGGUGUUGAGAGAUUGAAAAAGCCUGCCCCCUAGUGGUGAAGUGAUUCAGAUAACAGGCCGGCCUGCAGUAUACUUUUUUUUUUGCACAAGCACAACGCCAAUGCCAAGACACAUUCCUAAACAUUUAAAAAUUGGUUGAAUUUGCCUGCAUGUAUUUUUUGAUUAUCCCAGAUUUGAAUUGAGCUCAAUUCUAAGCCUAAUCUAAGAGAGACAUUGUUGACUAUACACAAAGGCCCCCAAUGCCCAUUACCUGCCCAUUAUCUCUCAAACUGAUCAGAGUGGGUUAGCUGGGCUGAUAAUCCUGAAGACAUGACAGCAUUGGGUGCCUACAUUACCCAGAAGCCCCAGCAGCACUAGGCGCCUACAUUACCCAGAUGCCCCAGCAGGCGACUCCCGUUCUCAGCAGCGCCAAAUGUGCCGACCACAGGCCUCAGCAGUGCCAGUCCAGAGCCCAGACCUAUAAAUAAUACACUCAGGAGGUACGCUGUCCACACACACACACACACACACACACACACACACACACACACACACACUGCCAGUGGUGCUCCGCUCCGAGGAAACUCAAGCACUUCCCAGACUGUACACACACACCACACCUCAUGCUGAAGGGGAAAAGCUCUGAGGCAGCCAUCUUGUUGAGCGCACAGCCAGCCCCUCAACAUCUGGACCUGACUGGACAUCUGCAGAGGUGAAUCAACCAACUCCACCUGCUAGGGUAGUGCACUGGUGUUAUGUGCACAUUCCACACACACAGACAGAUGGACAGCAGAGAGAGGGGGGGAGAGGGGGAUGGAGGUGCACCCUUAGG